Syzygium oleosum is the source of this 1374-nucleotide messenger RNA. Its product is annotated as cyclin-dependent protein kinase inhibitor SMR11-like. NCBI's taxonomy places the organism in Eukaryota, Viridiplantae, Streptophyta, Magnoliopsida, Myrtales, Myrtaceae. The record is from RefSeq and is a predicted model, not a curated record. Bases 403 to 1134 code for a protein of 243 amino acids. The transcript is spliced from 2 exons.
AGGUCUUUGUGGCUGCAGCGUGCGAAAUCUCUGGAAAUGGUGGGACCCCCCUCCCUCCUCUCGGUCGUCGUCAUCAUCGCCACCGUCAAUCGGUCCGAGGGGAAUUCGGGAUCCGACGGCGGAUGAGGCGCGAGCGACCAGGAAGGCACGCCGUGUCCGUUUUCUCCUCCUCCCUCCCUACUGCUGCUGAAACGACAGAGCAGGAGGAAAGCGGCCCUCUUCCGGUUUCGACCUCUUUUGUCUCACUUGGCUGGCCGUCGUCGGGUUCGCCACUCGCCGCUCCACUGCUUCGAAACUCCCACAAGAACUCCAAGAAGACGAUCCCCCACGAACCCUCUCGGUCCCGGUCGAGUUCCUGCGAGAGAACGAGCAGCGAUUGUUUACUUCCGUUCUGGGGUUUAUAUGGGUUCUGGAGGAACUGCGGAUUUAGCUGGGGACUGUGGAGACUUCACGUGUGCAGAGCCUGUGAAAAGGUUCCAUCUUUUAAGAGUUAUCGAUGCUAAGAAGCAGAUCUUGGAGCAAAUUGCUGCCAUCGGCGAGGAAGAUCGAGAUAAUCUUGGGCCGAAUACUCCCGAUACGGACAGAGAGGAUGGGGACACUUUUGUGAGCCUCAAAUCCCCCCUCACUCUGCCGGAGAUGAUGUUGGAAGUAGAUGUCCUCGAUUCCUCGAGGGAAAACGAUGAUCAAGCGCUUGCUCGUGUCGAUCAGACCAGUAGCCCUCACACGCCUAAACACAGCGUCUUUGACCCGUUUGCACCUGGUCCGGAAGAUUUGUUGCUGGCACCCCGAUGCGAUAAGCGCCUUGAUGAAUGGAAAAGCAGCGUCGCGCGCCGCCUCAAAUUCGGGGGCUUUGCUAGUAGCUCGGAAGAUCGAAUUGACAUGAACUGUUCGAGCGCUCCAUCCGACAAAGAGAUUGUUGAUUCGGUGUACAAUAUUAUCUUGGAAGUUGUUAUCGCGAAUCGGAUGGAAGAAGUUUCCGCUAGCAUUUCAGACUGGGAUUUCUCUAAAUGCAAGACUCCUCAUUCGCUGCCCCUUUUGAAUGGCGUUGCUGAGACAUGCCCCGGCGCUCCCAUGAAGUCUUCAAUGGUGUCGAGGAAUACCAGUUUGGGCACGUGCAGAAAGCUUCUGUUUUGAUCACCAUCCGGCUCACGCAGGCUCGACUUAACAGUGGUACUGACUUUAUCAAGUAAAUGUGCUGAUUUAUAAACUCUAAUCUGUUAGCUUUUCCAGUAGCUUUUUGUUCUAGGAAUAUGUCGAAAUCAAAUAACAAGUCUGUGUUACUCUUUGCCCACCAUGCUUAUGCUGCUUAACUUGUACAGUUAACUCGUGUUCUUGGCAUUGCAUUCUGGCAAACUUGCCUUUUUCAUUGAAGUA